Molecule: messenger RNA, 712 nt
Organism: Antechinus flavipes (yellow-footed antechinus)
Lineage: Eukaryota; Metazoa; Chordata; Mammalia; Dasyuromorphia; Dasyuridae
Product: coiled-coil domain-containing protein 78-like
Exons: 6
Coding region: 139-543 (134 amino acids)
Cellular component (GO): cytoplasm
Source: RefSeq, a predicted model, not a curated record
CCGAAGCCGAGAACACCAGCUGGCCACGGUUGCCCGGAGCUACAAGAAGAGGAUGGAGAGCCUGAUGCAGAGCCAUGAGGCCUGCUCACUGCCUUCAGGGUCCAGCGGGAGCAGAUUAAGGCUCGGGAUGGUCCUAACAUGGAACCUGGUCCUCCGGAAGGGCAUUUCACCAUCAAGGAGGUUGAUCUUCAGUCCAGUCUAACUCAGGGGCUCAAGAAGCUUCGUGAAGACAAAGCUCAACUGGAAACUCAAAUUCAGCUACUUCAGACCAAGAUUGGAUCCAACAAAGCCUCUAAUAUGGGCGCAUCUUUGCCACGGGAUGAAGUGGUCUGCGCCAACAUCCAGAAGCAGCUUCAAGAGUUCACCCAAAACACUCAGAAUGAGCUAGAGAAGGAACGGGGCCAAUUGUGGAGCCGGGCCUUGGUGGCAGAACAACAACUCUCACAACUGCAGGAAUAUGUUGACAAACAUCUAGGCAGGUACAAGCAGGAGAUCUUAAGGCUGAGGAAGCUUCUGGGCAAUGACUCCUCUGAAGACAGCUGAAGCCAGUUUCCUUAAAUCCCCAGAAAAAAAGCACCAACCAACCACUAGCUGUGCCUGCUCAGUCUACUCCCAACAAACAGCUGGAGGCACUACGAGCAGAGAGUUCCACAUGGUUUUCUGGAGCAUUAGGGAUGGGAAUAAACUAAAUCUGCAGGUGGGAGGCAGCCAA